Messenger RNA from Glycine soja, 2279 nucleotides. Its product is annotated as CRS2-associated factor 2, chloroplastic. Gene Ontology annotation, biological process: Group II intron splicing. The transcript is spliced from 6 exons. Bases 86 to 1855 code for a protein of 589 amino acids. Lineage: Eukaryota; Viridiplantae; Streptophyta; Magnoliopsida; Fabales; Fabaceae. The record is from RefSeq and is a predicted model, not a curated record. Gene Ontology annotation, molecular function: RNA binding.
AAAAAUAUCAGUGCAGCUGAAACGAGAGACGUUAUGAGUUCCCUCCCUUUCACUCUUUAAUCCCCACCAGCAAAACAGUUUCCAAAUGGUAAUAGUAGCAUUAUCCUCCUCCCUUCCCGCCGGAAGAAACCUCUUCUCCUCCAUUCCACCAACGCCGCCACCCCCCACCACCGUCUCCGCCACCCCACAACCACCAAUCCCAAUCCCCAAAUACCCCCCUCCCCGCAAAAAACCCCAACCACCCCCACCACAGAACCCCGCCCUCAAACACCACCGCCGCUCCAAGUACCACCGGCCAGUUCCCCGUGACGGCGGCGUCAUCGCCUCCGACGGCGCGGACCGCGCCGUCGUAAUCGGGGAGUCCGGCGUGUCGUACCUGCUCCCCGGCGCGCCGUUCGAGUUCCAGUUCAGCUACUCCGAGACGCCCAAGGCGAAGCCGAUCGCCAUCCGCGAGCCGGCUUUCCUUCCCUUCGCGCCUCCCACGAUGCCGCGGCCGUGGACCGGGAAGGCGCCGCUGAAGGGCAAGAAGAGCAAGAAGGUUCCGCUCUUCGACUCGUUCAAUCCCCCGCCGGCCGGCACCAAGGGCGUGAAGCUCGUGGAGAUGCCCGGGCCGUUUCCCAUGGGGCAGUUUCCGCUAGAGGGGAAGAGCAGGGAGGAGAUUCUCGGAGAGCCUCUGAAGAAGUGGGAGAUACAUAUGCUGGUUAAGCCCAUGAUGUCUUACAAUCGCCAGGUUAAUCUUGGAAGGGAUGGAUUAACGCAUAACAUGCUGGAGUUGAUACAUUCACAUUGGAAGCGUCGCCGAGUCUGUAAAAUUCGUUGUUUAGGUGUUCCAACUGUAGAUAUGGAUAAUGUUUGCCACCAUAUUGAGGAGAAAACAGGGGGGAAAAUAAUUCAUCGGGUUGGUGGUGUAGUUUAUCUUUUCCGUGGCAGAAAUUACAACUAUAGUACUCGUCCACAGUAUCCAGUGAUGCUCUGGAAGCCAGCUGCUCCUGUUUACCCAAAACUUAUACAGGAUGCUCCAGGAGGAUUAACAAAAGAUGAAGCUGAUGAAUUACGGAUGAAGGGGAAAAGCCUGUUACCAAUAUGUAAAUUAGCCAAAAAUGGAGUAUAUACAUCCCUUGUAAAGGAUGUCAGAGAUGCUUUUGAAGGAAGUAUUUUGGUGAAAAUUAACUGCAAGGGAUUGGAUCCUAGUGAUUACAAGAAAAUAGGUGCCAAGCUUAAGGAUUUGGUUCCUUGUGUGCUGUUGUCUUUUGAUGAUGAACAGAUAUUGAUGUGGAGGGGCAAAGACUGGAAAUCAAGGUACCCACAACCUCUGCCAGUUUUUACGCCUUCAAAAGCUAACAUUGUUGGGAAUUUGGAAAAUUCAGGUGAGACUGACGACAAUCAAUACAAGCAUGAUGGCAACAUGGUGAACACGAGCCCAAAAAUGUUGUCUCUGUGGAAGCGUGCAAUCCAGUCAAGCAAAGCUUUGUUGCUGGAUGAGUUUAAUCUCGGUCCUGAUGCUCUCUUGGAGAAGGUAGAGGAAUUUGACACUGUUUCACAGGCCUUGGAGCACUCCCAUCCAGCAUUUAGUUUGUCAAGUAAAGAAAAUGAUGCUGAAGGUUCAUCUGCAAACUUUGAAAAUAGUUAUUCUAGUGAUGGCAUACAUACUGAAGAGGAUUAUGCAAAGUUCGAAGAUAGUUAUUCUAGUGAUGCCUUACAAACUGAAGAGGAAGAGGAAGAGGAUGAGGAUGAGGAUGAGGACUACUAUGAUGAUGAAGACGAUGACUUGUAUGCGGUGGACACAUCGGCUCAACCCGGAUCAUUACCUGUUGAUAUGAUUGUCAAAAAGCUAAAACAAAGACCAUUGGAGUAAAAACUAUUUAAAAAUAAAAAUGACAACUUGAAGAGCUUUUGUAUUGACCAAAAUAGCAGGCAUGAAAUGUAAAAUUACCAAUAAAAGAAAUAAAUUAGUUAUCUGUAAAUUACGAAUUGGACAUUUUCUCAUGCACUAUAUGCCUUGGUUUCAUGAAUGACACGUAUUUGUGCGACAACGACUACGUUUACAACAUGUGGUGGCCCACUCGUGCUGAAAGAGAAUCAUGGUUUCUGAAAAUGGUGAAUUAGAGCCAAGCCAACUUUGUUACCUGAUGCUGCACUCCUUCAAAUAAUAUAUUCACAUCACGGAGUAUCCAGUGAUUAACUGCUUCUCUAGUUUUCCCACUCUUAAGUCCAUCCCUCACCAAUGACAUUGUCUGUUUCGGCUUAUUUAUUUAUUUUUAAUAUUUUUGUUUGUUUAA